GCCGGCGAGGCCGGAGGGGGCGGCGUGGCGGACGGAACUUCCCUCGGCCUCCGACGCUCCUCCUCGCCCGCGGCCGCCGGCCGCCGCCGCCUGCGCCUCCUGCUCCUUCGCCCCGGAGGGGCCCGGCCGCCACUUCCGGCCGCUCACCUGGGACGUGCUCACCUGCCUGCGGGCGCCUGGGCAGCAGGAUGAAGGACCGGCUGGAGCAGCUGAAGGCCAAGCAGCUGACACAGGAUGACGACACCGACGAGGUCGAGAUUGCUAUUGACAACACAGCUUUUAUGGAUGAGUUCUUUUCUGAGAUUGAGGAAACUCGACUCAACAUUGACAAGAUCUCAGAGCACGUGGAGGAAGCUAAGAAGCUCUACAGUAUCAUUCUGUCUGCACCCAUUCCAGAGCCAAAAACCAAGGAUGACCUGGAGCAGCUCACAACUGAGAUCAAGAAAAGAGCCAACAAUGUCCGGAACAAACUGAAAAGCAUGGAGAGGCAUAUUGAAGAAGAUGAGGUCCGGUCGUCAGCAGACCUUCGGAUUCGGAAAUCCCAGCACUCCGUCCUCUCCCGGAAGUUCGUGGAGGUGAUGACCAAAUACAACGAGGCGCAGGUGGACUUCCGUGAACGCAGCAAAGGGCGGAUCCAGCGGCAGCUCGAAAUCACCGGCAAAAAAACAACAGAUGAGGAGCUGGAGGAGAUGCUGGAGAGUGGAAACCCUGCCAUCUUCACCUCGGGGAUCAUCGACUCUCAGAUUUCCAAGCAAGCCCUCAGCGAGAUCGAGGGGCGGCACAAAGACAUCGUGAGGCUGGAGAGCAGCAUCAAGGAGCUUCACGACAUGUUCAUGGACAUCGCCAUGCUGGUGGAGAACCAGGGUGAGAUGAUAGAUAACAUAGAGUUGAACGUCAUGCACACGGUGGAUCACGUGGAGAAGGCUCGGGAUGAAACCAAAAGAGCCCUGAAGUACCAGGGCCAGGCCCGAAAGAAAUUGAUAAUUAUCAUUGUAGUAGUGGUUGUGUUGCUGGGCAUUGUAGCGUUGAUUAUUGGACUUUCCGUUGGUCUGAAGUAAGGGCGGCCUGCGAGGCCCCUGCGCUGAAAUGUGUGCGGCUGAUUCACUGUCGCUCUUCACCGUCACCCUGAGCAGUGACCAGCUUCUCCUCCCCCUGCCUCUUGUAGAACCCGAUUCUGCUCCAGCCUGGCAUGGCCACCCUUGUCUUCAGAUGGGAACGGAGCGGGAAUGGCCUUCCUGAGAGAGAGUGGGACCCGUUCCUUUGUUUCCUUGUAACCAUCCUUGGACCUGACCCAGCACACAGUCUAGCCCUGGAGGAAUCCAGUCUGCCUGCUGCGACCCUGAGUCCUCCUCUGAACCUUCUCCCAGACUGUAUGAACCAACCCAGCCUCUCCUUCUCCCCGCUGAUGUGUCAAAUUAUGCCUUGCACUUGGAAAGCCCGUCUGAGACCUUCCCAAGGUGCUGUUUCUACCUCAUGGAGUAGUCUUCUCCCCCAAAUUGCAAAUUUUUAAUUUUCAUUUUUCAGGGGAGCACCUUUAACAAAGCAAAGGGAUUCUUCCAAGUUUGGCAGCAGUAAGGCUUGGCUCUGAGUCUCCUCCCGGCAGGAUCCCUGUCCUGAAAAUCGGAGGGACUGACCGAUGCUGUUUUGCUCUUUGGAGCUGACCUGUCUGAAAUUCAGCCUUAAAUUAAGCUCUUAGUGUGUACAGCUGGAUGGCCAACUUUGAUCUGUCUGUGUUGUAUUCCCUCAUGUUUAUUCAGGGGGGCGCCACCAUGAUAUCAUCAUCUGUCUGAGGCUACAAUGGGAAAGCCUGAGGCUGCGGGAUAUGGUUUCCAUGUCUCAGCCUUGGGAACUCGCUGUUUACCAUUAGAGUGAUGCUUUGCGAAGCCGCUGCCUUGAGGCUAAAAAUAACCAGGCACUUAAAAUUAGGCCAGGGACAAGGUGCUUGAGUCUCAGGCUCUGGACGUGUUUCAGACUGGUGCGAUUAUGAGUAUUCAGUCAUUGCGUGUGUUCCAAGGGAAUGCUUAUAAUCGUGUGUGUGAGGUGUAUGGACAUAUAGGCAUGUGUCUCUCAGGAAGGAGGAACCUGGAAGUAGAGGAUAUUAUAACCUCAAAAAACAUAACUUGAGCUGUGCUAAAAAUGACGUAAGAGACAUUUGCUUACCUGCAAGCGAAUCCUAGUAGAAACGUGACCUCCCCAUGUCACCUAGAGACCCGCUGUUUACUGCACAAGCGCUGGGAGAAUCCUGGGUGGGUGGGGUGAGGACUAGGUUGAUCCCCAUUGGGUUUUUCUGCUUAGCAGACAGAACGUGUGACCAGCUGGGCGCCUCUCCCACCUGCUGCCCGGGCUGGGCUUGUCUGGAGCGCAUCCCGCAGCCAUUUGAUCUCAUUCACGUGACCUUUGGGAUGUCUUGGCUUCAGGACUGAGUCAGCUGGGGGAGGCCAAGGACUGCUCAGUAGCUCUUCCUGCUGCCAGAUUACUGAACUCGGCCGAUUUUGUUGCCCCCAGUUCUUGCCAUGCAGGAGACAGCAGCCAGGAAGUUUUCAAGUGUAGUGACUGUGUGGAGCCAGUGGUGAGCCCCUUUGAUUCUGCUGCUCUCUGCCUCCUGAUUGAUAUUUCAUCUCUGACUCACAUGCUUUCUAGGAUAGGGUGAGGGUGAGCACCCUAGUCCAUGCACAGCCCAUCGGCUUCCUUUGCAAAGGCCACUGACUCUCAGCCACUGCCAGCACUCGGACAGAGCCAAGGGCACCCCCUCUUGCCCACGGCUAUGAUGUCGGACACAGGCCUGGCUCCAGCAGUGAGGGCAGACAAGCUCCAAUCACAGACCUUUGCUCUCCGGAGAUGGAGGCCUGGCUUCUAGAUUGGAAUACAAGUGAAGGUUUUUUUUGUUGUUUGUAUUUUUUUAAAUGUAAACUUGAUUAUUUUAUUGCUAAUUUAAAAAUAAAUGACUUUAUAUUGAUCGUGAAA
Molecule: messenger RNA, 2964 nt
Organism: Camelus dromedarius (Arabian camel)
Lineage: Eukaryota; Metazoa; Chordata; Mammalia; Artiodactyla; Camelidae
Gene: STX3
Product: syntaxin 3
Exons: 11
Coding region: 189-1058 (289 amino acids)
Biological process (GO): synaptic vesicle fusion to presynaptic active zone membrane; intracellular protein transport; exocytic insertion of neurotransmitter receptor to postsynaptic membrane
Cellular component (GO): SNARE complex; endomembrane system; plasma membrane
Molecular function (GO): SNAP receptor activity; SNARE binding
Source: RefSeq, a predicted model, not a curated record